Messenger RNA from Acanthosepion pharaonis, 906 nucleotides. Lineage: Eukaryota; Metazoa; Mollusca; Cephalopoda; Sepiida; Sepiidae. The record is from the annotation of a GenBank genome assembly.
AUGAAAAGGAAAUGUUCAGUCGAGAAAUUUCUAUCUAUCUAUCUAUCUAUCUAUCUAUCUAUCUAUCUAUCUUGUCUCUGUCUAUCUAUCUAUAUCAGUUGUUUUAAAUCAAUCUUUCUUACUCUAUUCAUAUCUAUCUAUUUCAGUUGGUUCUUAUCUAUCUAUCUAUCUAUCUAUCUAUCUAUCUAUCUAUCUAUCUCAGUGUUUUCAUUAUCUAUCUAUCUAUCUAUCUAUCUAUCUAUCUAUCUAUCUAUCUAUCUCAGUGUUUUCAUUAUCUAUCUAUCUAUCUAUCUAUCUAUCUAUCUAUCUAUCUAUCUAUCUCAGUGUUUUCAUUAUCUAUCUAUCUAUCUAUCUAUCUAUAACAGACAUUCAUUUGUCUCUCUCCCUCUCUCUCUCUCUCUCUGCCUAGUGAACGUAAUGUAUCCUCAGUCAGUACAUGUUUAUUAUCUAUCUAUCUAUCUAUCUAUCUAUCUAUCUAUCUAUCUAUCUAUCUAUAACAGACAUUCAUUUGUCUCUCUCCCCCUCUCUCUCGCUCUCUGCCUAGUGAACGUAAUAUAUCUCAGUCAGUACAUGUUUAUCUAUCUAUCUAUCUAUCUAUCUAUCUAUCUAUCUAUCUAUCUAUCUAUCUAUCUAUCCCCGUCUCUUCAUAUCUAUCUAUCUUGUUUGUCUGUCUGUCUAUCUAUAUCAGUCUUUUCAAAUCUAUCUAUCUAUCUAUCUAUCUAUCUAUCUAUCUAUCUAUCUAUCUAUCUAUCUAUCUUAUUUCAAUUGUCUAUCAUCAGUUGGAAACGGGGACGAGGAGAGGGCGGGUGUAUGGCUAAAGAGAUCCUGAAAACUCUCAUCAAUUUUGAUGUUUCAGGUCCGAAACGUUUGACUCUGGAUUCUUCAUUCCUUUUAGUGUCGCAGUAG